Messenger RNA from Myodes glareolus (Bank vole), 4284 nucleotides. NCBI's taxonomy places the organism in Eukaryota, Metazoa, Chordata, Mammalia, Rodentia, Cricetidae. The record is from RefSeq and is a predicted model, not a curated record.
AAUAAUGAUCCCGGACACUGACUGGGAGGCCGGCUUCUGGGCGAAGUAGUUCCUAAGCUUUAGAGCUCAGUUUCCUCACCGAGGCCUGGGAGGUAGGUAUCUUUAUUACUCCGUUGGAUGGGGAAACUGAGGCUGAAUGAGGGAGGUAAGAUGACUUUCUCCACCACUCUCAACUCAUGAGUAAGAUUAGAGAGGGAAGGUAGGGCAAAGUCCCUAAUGUCCCCUCCUUCCCUCCCCACUUCCUUCUGUCUUUUCUGUUCUCCUUUUCUCGCUCUCCCCCGGCCUUCUCUCCUUCAUGAAGUUUGGGCUGGAACCCCCAAAGACUUGGGUGCAAAAUCAGGGCCCCUGAAGGGAGUGGGCUGAGGGUUUGUGGGAGUUCCUCUUCUUCCACAGAGCCCAGCACCCUCCUCAGCUGAAGUGGCUCCAGAGCUCAUGGAACCCUCCGCCACUCCCGGGGCCCAGCCCGGAGUCCCCACUGGCAGCAGGGAGCCCUAUCACCUCCCUCCAGACUAUGAGGAUGAGUUCCUCCGCUACCUGUGGCGCGAUUACCUCUACCCGAAGCAGUAUGAGUGGGUUCUCAUCGCAGCCUACGUGGCUGUGUUCCUCAUAGCCUUGGUGGGCAACACACUGGUCUGCCUGGCUGUGUGGCGGAACCACCACAUGAGGACAGUCACCAACUACUUCAUUGUCAACCUGUCCCUGGCAGAUGUGCUGGUGACUGCCAUCUGCCUGCCUGCCAGCCUGUUAGUGGACAUCACUGAAUCGUGGCUCUUCGGCCAUGCUUUGUGCAAGGUCAUUCCCUACCUACAGGCUGUGUCCGUGUCGGUGGCAGUGCUGACACUCAGCUUCAUCGCCCUGGACCGCUGGUAUGCUAUCUGCCACCCGUUGAUGUUCAAGAGUACUGCUCGCCGCGCCCGUGGCUCCAUUCUGGGCAUCUGGGCGGUGUCGCUGGCUGUCAUGGUGCCCCAGGCUGCUGUCAUGGAGUGCAGCAGUGUGCUGCCUGAGCUAGCCAACCGCACCCGGCUCUUCUCUGUCUGUGAUGAACACUGGGCAGAUGAACUUUACCCCAAGAUCUACCACAGCUGCUUCUUCAUUGUCACCUACCUGGCCCCGCUGGGCCUCAUGGCCAUGGCCUACUUCCAGAUCUUCCGCAAGCUCUGGGGCCGCCAGAUCCCUGGAACCACAUCGGCCUUGGUGCGGAACUGGAAGCGGCCCUCAGAGCAACUGGAAGCUCAGCACCAGGGACUGUGCACAGAGCCCCAACCCCGGGCCCGAGCCUUCCUGGCUGAGGUGAAGCAGAUGCGAGCUCGGAGGAAGACGGCUAAGAUGCUAAUGGUGGUUCUGCUGGUCUUUGCCCUCUGCUAUCUGCCCAUCAGUGUCCUCAAUGUCCUGAAGAGAGUGUUCGGGAUGUUCCGCCAAGCCAGCGACCGGGAAGCUGUCUAUGCCUGCUUUACCUUCUCCCACUGGCUGGUGUAUGCCAACAGUGCCGCCAACCCCAUCAUCUACAACUUCCUCAGUGGCAAAUUUCGGGAGCAGUUUAAGGCCGCCUUCUCCUGCUGCCUGCCUGGGCUGGGUCCCCGCUCCUCUGCCAGACACAAGUCCGUGUCCUUGCAGAGCCGAUGUUCUGUCUCCAAAGUCUCUGAGCAUGUUGUGCUGACCAGUGUCACCACAGUGCUGUCCUAAGUGGGGCCUGGCCCAGGGCUCCGGGAGGCACAGCCUGAUCCUUUGCCUGGGAUCUGCCCCAGCACUCACGAAAAGACUGAUGCUGCUUGGUGAGAGACAGACUCCAGCCCUGGCUUUCUGCCUGGGUGACUCAGCCAGAGUCAUUCCCUCUCUGAGCUUGUGUCCCCUAAGCAGGGCUGAUAGGAGACUUAAGCACGCUCAAGAAAGCAGAGAGCGUUGUAAAUCAUUUCGUGCUGUGGACACGGUUACUGUCGUACCUGCCUCAUGUGGCUGUACCCCGGAGUGUCACCCCACCCUUUCAGAGCUUGGCUUUCCUCCCAAAGACCUACUCAAUUACAGGCCUUCCCUGGCUGGACUCUGUUCCAAAGGUCCCCACAGGCAUAUUUACCUGGCCUGGAGGCCACCUGAAACCCUGGUCACACAUGGCCAGCUGCUCAGAUGUCCCUGUGAACUAAUUCGGAUCCAGCCCUUCUCAGUGGGCUCUGAAGCACAGCCCACCCUCUCCAGGUGUGGACUGCACGCACCACAGGCUGGAUCUCGUUGGCUUUGUGGAGUGUGGCCAUUCAGCAUGAAGGCCAGCAGCCCGAAGCAAUUGUAAUUAAAACCCUGGCAUCGACUGGUUCCUUUCCUUGUCAUUACACAAAGUCUGUGCUGCUCAGGUUAGUAGUGGAAGAUGGGGCAGCUGUGGGGCGGGGAUGGCAAGAGGAGAAGGCUCUGGAAUGCUCUUAUCUGCGCAACCCCGCCCCCACCCCAGAUGACCUGACUGCAGGCCGAGCUGCCUCUGGCAGUGCCCAGCCUCCGAUGCCCAGGACUUAGAUCUCUGACACACUUUUUGCUCCCUGCCCGCUGACCUCUGGACUGGAAGUCACCCUCCUACAGGAAUGCAGUUUCUUCUCCCGUGGACUGCACUGCUGUCUCCUAUGGUCUGCUGCUCUCCCUGUCCAAGACAAGCACUGUACACCCCCUCCACUGCCUGGUAGCCCGAGGAGCUCCCCAUGAGCGGAGCACCAUGUCCUGCCAGGGUCAGGCUCAACAAUGGGAUGUGCUUCUGCCAAAAGAACAUUUCUGGCCACAAAGAUGACACUGCCAUGUUCCUGGCUGGCGCGAGAAAGGCUAGCAAGUGAGGAAGACGCGUUGGCAGACAAUCCAGGUUCUGACCUUGGCCCCACCGCCUAACUACCUGUGAUCAGAUAAACUCCGCGUCUUCUCUGGGUUUCACUUUUCCUACACGUGAAAUGACGCUGGACUACCGUGAGUGGUGGAGAGAACCACAGCUCUGAACGCCUUGUCAGCACAGAGGACCCCGCCCCAUAGGAGACCUGAGGAGUGUGUCCUGGUCUGAUCCAACCCAGAUCUAUCCAGUUCCAAGUCCCCAAAGCCUGGCGUGAGCGACGUCAGAGGGGCCGCGACACACACCAAAAAACCUCUCGAGUGGUCCUCAGUGACGUAAGACAGCGCGACAGACUGGUCCUCUUUGUUCGUCGCUCACGCAAGACCUUUCUAAGGUGAAGCUCUGCGUGAAAAGGGGGCGGAUAAAGUGGGAAGAAAGAGCCGAGGAUGAAGAGCGGCCCCGGGCCUCUAGACAGAGCCCAGACAUUGAUGUAGGGGCCGCCACAACUCACCUGCCCGUACGGAUAGCUGGCCAUGGCGACUAUGACGCCAUACAGUUAUGGAAGGCGGGGCUUCCUGCCUUAUUCAGGGGGGGGGCGGGUCCACAUCUUAUUGGACAGACAGGCUGUCGAUCUUACGGCGGACAAACGGAAGUGAUUCUUGGGGCAGUGGGCGAUUGCGAGAACGGGGCGUCUGGUUGCAGUGUCCGGAAGUGUUGGUGGCUGUAGUGGCACAUUUAUUUUUGGUUUUGUGACCUGGAGCAGCCUUCGGGACUGGUUAGACUAGGUUUUUCUAAUGGUUAGACUAAGUUGGUUGUUUUUGCGGUGGCCAUAUUAUAACCUGGCAAAUCGGUCGCGUGCUAGUUGCGUCACUUUCUGAGAUCACUUUAUUUUUAUGACCAAGCAGUUGUUAUGGCUGCUGGGAACUAACCCCCUCCUGGAAUAUAGGUACCAUUUAGUACUUGGAUGCUAAACCGAUCUUUGGGCCGUGGAGAAAGGUCAAGCUGCCAGAGUAGAAGAAAAAUUAAGAUAAUUUGGCACUUCUUCAUAAAUGGGGAAACUGAGGUCCAGAAAGGCAGUGACUUAUUUUCCUAAAUUCACAGUCAGUUCACAAUAAAAUAUGGCCUAGGAUUAGUGUCGAUGAAUAGCUAGGUCUCGGCAAGGAGGUCUGUCCCCCUUUGUAGGUCAAAACCUGGAACUAAGUGAUCAUCAUCAUGUACUUGCCUCUUGGGUUUAGGUCCUACACUUGCUUAUUUGAUUAGUUAAAUUCCCAUGUGGCCAGGCAUGGUGACACAUACCUUUAGUCUCAGCACUCAGCAGGCAAGUGUAUCCACAUAGAGAGUUCCAGGCCAGCCAAGGCUACAUAGUGAGGCCCUGUCUCAAAAAAACUCUCAUGUGGACAAGAAUUUUGUCUGGUUUGCUUGUAAUUAUAUCUCCAGUAUCUAUAAUGCUUUGCUAUACUUUUAAAUAAACAAAAAGAGUUAUGAGCUAU